UUGGAAAACAAGGAUUUCAAUGUCAAGAAUGUCAGUUUGUGGUACAUAAACGUUGUCACGAAUAUGUCACAUUCAAAUGUCCUGGAAAGGACACCGGAGUUGAUUCGGAUUGCGAAAAAGCAAAACAUUCAUGGAUUUUGACUACCUAUACUGGACCACAUUUUUGUGAUCAUUGUGGUGCUAUGUUAUACGGUGUAUCGAAUCAAGGCUAUAAAUGUCAAGCAUGUGAUAUGAACGUUCAUGCAAAAUGUAAGGAAAGUGUACCAAAUUUAUGCGGUUCUGAUCAUACUGAAAGACGUGGUCGUAUAAGUGUUGAACUUUCUGUAACUAAAAGUAUUUUAACAGUUGUUGUAAAGGAAGGCGCCAAUUUAAUUCCAAUGGAUCCAAAUGGUUUGAGUGAUCCCUAUGUUAAAAUAAAAUUGAUUCCAGAUGAACAGGAUAAAACAAAACAGAAGACAAAAACAAUUAAAGGAACAUUAAAUCCAGUUUAUAAUGAAACAUUUACAUUCAACUUGAAGCCAGAAGAUAAAGAUAAACGAGUUCUUGUAGAAGUAUGGGAUUGGGAUAGAACUUCACGUAAUGAUUUUAUGGGUUCAUUAUCAUUUGGAGUUUCUGAAAUAAUCAAGGAACCAGUUGAGGGAUGGUUUAAAUUAUUAACAGAAGAGGAAGGUCAAUAUUACAAUGUUCCAUGUACUGAUGAGAAUACAGAUUUGGCUAAAUUAAGAAGCCAAAUGAAGAAAUCAUCUCAACGUAAACCAGCACCAAAACAAGCAAGAGAUACUCCUCAUAAUAUGAGCAAAUUGGAUAUGAUUCGUCAAUCUGAUUUCACAUUUAUUAAAGUACUGGGUAAAGGAUCCUUUGGAAAAGUUAUGCUUGCUGAACGUAAAGGUACUGAUGAGCUGUAUGCAAUAAAAAUUCUUAAAAAGGACGUUAUAAUACAAGAUGAUGACGUUGAAUGUACAAUGAUUGAAAAGAGAGUUUUAGCAUUAUCAGAUAAACCACCAUUUUUGGUCCAAUUACAUUCGUGCUUCCAAACUAUGGAUCGACUUUUCUUUGUUAUGGAAUAUGUUAAUGGUGGUGAUUUAAUGUUCCAAAUUCAACAAUGUGGUAGAUUUAAAGAACCAAUUGCAUGUUUCUAUGCAGCUGAAAUUGCUGUUGGAUUAUUCUUUUUGCAUAAUCGUGGUGUUAUUUAUCGUGAUUUAAAAUUGGAUAAUGUUCUAUUAGAUCGUGAUGGACAUGUUAAAAUUGCUGAUUUCGGUAUGUGCAAAGAAGGUAUCAAAAAUGAUAAUACAACAAAAACAUUUUGUGGUACACCCGAUUAUAUAGCGCCUGAGAUAAUACUUUAUCAACCAUAUAAUAAAUCGGUUGAUUGGUGGGCAUAUGGUGUUCUAUUAUAUGAGAUGUUAGUUGGGCAACCACCAUUUGAUGGAGAAGAUGAAGAAGAAUUAUUUGCAGCAAUCACCGAUCAUAAUGUUUCCUAUCCAAAAAGUUUGAGUAAAGAAGCAAAAGAAGUAUGCAAAGGAUUCUUAACUAAACAACCACCGAAACGUUUAGGUUGCGGUGAUAAUGGAGAGGAUGAUGUUAGAGGACAUGCAUUCUUUAGGCGUAUAGAUUGGGAAAAAAUUGAAAAUCGUGAUGUUCAACCACCAUUUAAACCGAAAAUUAAACAUCGUAAGGACGUUUCAAAUUUCGAUAAACAAUUUACAUCAGAGAAAACUGAUUUAACACCAACCGAUAAAUUAUUUAUGAUGAAUUUGGAUCAAAAUGAAUUCAUUGGAUUCUCAUAUCUAAAUCCAGAAUUUAUAACAAUGAUUUAAAGAGUCACUUUUAUUUUUUCUUAUAAUUAUUAUCAUUAUUAAUUAAUUAAUAUUAUUGAAUUUAUGAAAUCUUAUAAUUAUUAUUAAAUUUAAAAAUUAAUUACAUAAAAAUAUUAUGUAUAAUAAAUGCUCGUAAUACACUUAAAAGAAAAAAUUAAUUUAAUCUGAAAAAUAAAAAUUUAUAUUUUCAGUUUGUAAUUUUUUAAUUUUGUCUCUAAAUAUUUAUGAAAUGAAAAUUUUUCGAAUCCUAAUUAAAAUCAGAAAUCUAAAUUAUUUUAAAUAUACAUAUAAGUUAAUCCAAAAAUAAAAAAAAAACAAAGCAAAAAAAAUAUGAAAUAUGAACAAUUAACAUGUUGGGGAAAACAUAAAUCGCUAACAAAAUUUAUGAGUAUAACAAAAACCAAAAAAAAAAAAAAAAAAAAAUUUUAAAUUGAACUAUUACAAUAUUUUAUAAUUGUAAUAGUUCAAUAAUAAUACAAGAAAAAUAGAAAACAAAAAAUCCGAAUCUAAAAAGAAAACAAAAAACAAAAAUAACUUUGGAUUACAGUUAAUAAAUUUUCAUUGAAUUUUAUUGAUUCACCCAUACUUUAAUCUGGUCGAAAUUUCGUAAAAAUUUAAGAUCAAUUCCCGAAUUUCUUUGUCCAUUCUACAUUCUUCUAUAGAUUUUCUAUAUAUAUAUUUCUUUAAAUUUAUCGAAAAUAUGAAGCAAUUAAUUACUAAUCGAACAAAUACUAGUCUAAUACUAGUUUAAUAAUAAAUGUUCGAAUUUUUUCAAUAUUCGAAUAUCUCAUUAAUGAAUUUCCUUAAUUUCAGAAUUUUUCUAAUAUUUAAAUAUUUCUAAUUUUCGAAUAUUAAUCAUAUAUAUAUAUAUAAUAACAGUUUUUCGAAUUUUUCUUAUAUUCGAAAAUUUCCCUUAAAAAUAUUUCGAAAUAAUUUCGAAAUUUUAAUUUAUAUUUGAUAAUAUAAAUCAAAUAAAAAUUCUUAAUUAUUAUUCAAAAUAUGCAUUAUAUAAUUUCCUGUUAGAAAUUAAUUUUCUAUAAAAAAAAAAGUAUAUUUUCGAAAUUUUAAAAAAUUAUAUCAAAAAAAAUAUAUCAAAAAUUUUAAUUGAUAAGAACUGAAUUUUAAUUGUAAUUAAAAUAAAAAUUUUAUGCAUUUUAAUCAUAUUAUUAUUAAAUCCCUAUAAGUAUGCAAUAAAAUUCACAAAAUAAUUAUCUAUGAAAAAUUAAAUCAAAAAAUAAUGCAAAAUUAAGCUAAUAGCAUCAUUAAAUCACAAAAAAUUUAAAUUAUAAUUAAAAUGUCUUUAUUAUAAAAUCAUUUCAUUAUAAUAUGAUGGUUUCCAAAAGCAAAAAAAAAAAAAAAAAACAAAUAAAUACUAAAAUUCAUUUGAAAUAAAUUAACUGUGUGCAUAACAGAAUCUAUAAAACUAAAGACUUACUAAACAAAACUUAAAGUAGUAAUAUUCUAAAAAAAAACAAAAAAAAACAAAAAACCAAAAA
Messenger RNA from Condylostylus longicornis, 3313 nucleotides. Its product is annotated as protein kinase C, brain isozyme-like. The transcript has 14 exons. Gene Ontology annotation, molecular function: ATP binding; diacylglycerol-dependent serine/threonine kinase activity; zinc ion binding. The record is from RefSeq and is a predicted model, not a curated record. Gene Ontology annotation, biological process: protein phosphorylation. Lineage: Eukaryota; Metazoa; Arthropoda; Insecta; Diptera; Dolichopodidae. The coding region runs from base 183 to 1817 and encodes 544 amino acids.